GGACUUUUACAAAUUGUGCUCAAAUUUUAGUUUGUGAAUUAAAGUAACAUAUGUAAAGCUUUUGUUAUUUCUGUGAUCUAUUGGACUUUGUGUAGGUUAUUUUGUGAUAUUGUUAAAGUGUUAUUGAUGAUAUUAUUAUUGGUCUGGCUUGUGAAAAUUACCAAGAGAACAGCCAUGUUUUCUCAAUACAAUCAAUAACUGGAAACUUAGUAAUCGUCUAGCUGUUUUAUGGUAGUGAAAUAUUUGGAUGUUACAACUGUUUCUUGUUGGAAUAAUUCAUAUUGCUUUUGUGGAGUAAUUCUUUAAGCUGUGGAGUUUAUCAGUGAAAUAUGUUCCAGAAACUUGUUGCAUUGUGAAUUGUGUAGAAAUGAUGGGGAAAAUAUUGAAUGAAAAAUAAUUGGCUGAAUGCCAGAAAGACAGAGUUAUUUGUUUGAAACAGUAUUUUACAAGUUAUUAACGGUCUACAGUGGUGUUUUCCUGUUUUAGCCUGUCAAGAUGAGUUCCUCCGAAUUAGAAGCUCUUCGGCAGGAGACAGAACAGUUAAAGAACCAAAUUAGGGAAGCGAGAAAAGCAGCAGCGGACACAAGUUUGGUACAAGCAACAGCAGAAGUUGAACCCCUCAGUAGAAUACAGAUGCGUACCCGGCGCACGCUCCGGGGACACCUCGCGAAAAUAUACGCCAUGCACUGGGCCUCAGAUUCUAGAAAUUUAGUAUCAGCAUCACAAGAUGGAAAGCUUAUAGUAUGGGACGGUUAUACAACAAAUAAAGUUCAUGCAAUUCCACUGAGGUCCAGCUGGGUGAUGACUUGUGCCUACGCACCGUCCGGAGCUUACGUAGCGUGCGGCGGUCUCGACAACAUAUGUUCCAUCUACAGUCUCAAGACGCGCGAGGGGAAUGUGCGCGUGAGCAGAGAGUUGCCUGGGCACACUGGAUACCUGUCAUGUUGUAGAUUUCUCGACGAUAACCAGAUCGUCACGAGUUCGGGUGAUAUGACUUGUGCGCUGUGGGAUAUAGAGACUGGCCAGCAGACGACGUCAUACCUCGGUCACACAGGCGAUGUUAUGAGCCUCUCCCUCGCACCGGACAUGCGCACCUUCGUUUCUGGAGCAUGUGAUGCCUCAGCUAAGUUGUGGGACAUUCGAGAUGGAAUGUGUAGGCAGACAUUCUCUGGACAUGAAUCUGAUAUUAACGCUAUCACAUAUUUCCCGAACGGUUUUGCAUUUGCAACUGGCUCGGAUGAUGCGACGUGCCGACUGUUCGACAUCCGUGCAGAUCAGGAGAUAGGCAUGUACUCGCACGACAACAUCAUCUGUGGCAUAACUUCAGUGGCCUUCUCCAAGUCUGGACGGCUCUUGCUCGGAGGAUAUGAUGAUUUCAACUGCAACGUCUGGGACGUUCUCAAGCAAGAACGAGCAGGUGUUCUAGCGGGCCACGAUAACCGUGUGAGCUGUCUCGGAGUCACCGAGGAUGGAAUGGCUGUUGCUACUGGAUCCUGGGAUAGCUUCCUGAAGAUCUGGAACUGAGGCAUUGUCAUGGUGACCAAUAGACACACACCCUUGUCACCAAUGGCAACAUGCCUCACUUGUCAACUAUAUAUAGUCUUAUAAGUGUACCUAAUUACUGUUUUAUAAGUAAUUAUCAUAACGAUUAUGAUGAUGACUAAGAAUUCUAAAUGUGCGCUGUGUGUAAACUGAAAUUUUCAAUUAGUGUCCAGCAUAUUUUUCAGUGUGAACUGUGUAUUUGAUAUAACUAUGAACUAACUAUUGAAGUCGUUUUUCACACAUGAAGAGAGAAAUGGCUGGAUUAUAUUUAUUAGGAUUUCUUUAUACUGCAAUAUUCUGUGCCGCAUAUAUGGAUUAAAACUCCAUGUAGGACUCAUUGAUGUUCAGAACUUCUCAACACAUCUUGGAGAAGCUCAACCUUGUCACCAACUGAAUUCGUUAAUCGGACAUCAUACCGAAGAGACCAAAAUUCAAGAAAUCAGAAAUGACCUGGACACCCAUACGUAGUGGAUACAUCGGAAAACCAUCACUUGAAUCUCUGUAGAUUUUGUAACGAGUUAUUAAGUGAUGAUAAUGUUAGUGUGCUUAGAUCUGCAUGUAUUGAAUAUUGUGUAAAAGUAUUUGUCAUCUGCCUACUGGAAAGUGUUUUCCUCCGUUGAUGAUAUGAUAUCAUGUCCUAAGAUUUAAACUGUCAUUUCUGAUUUGCUGUAAAAUUGAUGUCAACCCAACACAUAACUAAGUGUUCUUCAUUUUCACAUUUGUACUGAUUUUGUAUGCAUUUUUCUUAACAUUGGAGUGUGUAUGUUACUGUAAUAAAUGUAUGUGUGCCUCAGACCAAUAUUUACAGUACUUUUUAUAUCCUUAAAUAAGACGAGAGCAGUAAAGAGUUGAAUUAAGUUCAUGAGAAUGUAGUUCAGGAAUCAAUUCAUUAUCGGUAGAGAACAUCAAGUUUAGGCAAGUAGCCAAAAUUAUAGAAAAAAAAAUGGUAAAAUUUUGUAAUAAAUCUUGCUUGCUAAACAAAUGGUCGAAUGGAGCUCUCACCGAAAGCCAUUGUGUAGACAUCACUUGAAAUAUGCUUCAAAUUAAUAGAAUGAAUAUAUUUGUACAAUUGCAGUCCUAGUGGGUCCAUAGAUGUCAUUAAUGGGUAGUGCUCGACUUGGUUGAAAAAGGUCUAAAAUGCAACUGAUUGGAUGUGUGUGUGUAUGUUGUAUGAUUUUCAUGCUUGCUUAUUCGUAAGUAUUUUCAGUAAUGGUCUUUGAUUGUUACCUAGAUCUGACAAAAGUAAACAUAAAAAAUAUAUGUUAAAUUCAAAAGUGUAUUCAAUAUAAGGAAAAUUUAAUAAAAAUUAUUACUGAAUAAGCUUGAAUGGUACAUAAAAUCAAUUAUUAUCAACCAGUGCUUAAAUUGUUAUUUUGUCAAAUUGCAUUUAAUGCGAUCAUGUUAUACUUCAAAUGAAUGUAAACGAGGAUUGAUUGUAAAGCUCUUUUUAAUUUUUUCGUUAUUUUGAACAAAUUUUUAUACUCUCCUGCGGAAUUUCACCAAUGUUUCUAUGAUGCUAUUUAAGAUGUUAUUUUAUAUUUUGUAACAGGUGUUUUUCAUAUACUAUAUUGAUUGUUUAGUUGAACUAUUUAUUCUCCCAUUGUGUGAAUGGUCGUGGUGUUCACAGUAUGAAUAUAUGUGUUCUUUUAUUUAAAAUAUUUUUCAAAUUCAGUCCUAAAUUGGCUGGAAUAACACAUGAUCGUGAUGUAAAUUAUUGCCGGGUUAGCACCUUAGACACAGAAAACCAUUGCAGAUACUAGGAAACAGAUUUUUCUGGUAACAAGAACUUGUCGUUUGAAUGUGGGACAUGAAUGCACAAGUAUGGAUCGGAAAGUGUCAAAACUGUGGAAGUUGAUACACAUUUUAGUGUAAGUAAAUGAAAUGGUCUUGUAUUUGAAUGAAUAACGUGUAAAGCUAGUCCGUUUGAUGAUAUAGUCCACUACGCCAUGAAGUUUGUUUUAUCCAGUAAUCUUUUUUAAUAGCUGAAUACAACUGUAAAGUCUUAUCUGCAUUGGUGUAAGUGCCUCGUUGGUCUAACUGCGAGCAUAAAGUAUAAACUGUGUGCCUGGAACUCUUGUGAGGGUAGAUAUGGCCCGGAUCAUUCGAUGUGUGUUAAUGUAUUAUCUGUCACAGCCCAAGUUCAGAUUCGGUGAAUCGAAGAUGAGCUAAACUGACAAGCUUGUUUUCAUUAGUUCCUGUAAGUUUCGUGAAGAUUUUGGCAAAGGAUGGCAUCAAAUUAAAAAGUAUUCAUGAUUGAACUAAGUUAAGAAAUCCAAGUUUAAGGUUCAGGUACUAUGAUGGGGAAAAAAAACGACCGGACAUCUGGAAUUUUAUUUCAGUGUCAAAAAUGGAAAUGAUUUUGGGCAUGAUGACUGAUCAUUUAUUCAAUGUAUAUAAUUAUAUUCACAUGUGAAAAUUUAUUAAAGUGCAAUCUGUUUAUUAAGGUGUAGUGAUUUUGUAGUGAGUAAAUGGUGCAUGUAGUCUAUUUCUUUCUUUUUGUUUUUAACUAACGGCUAUAUCAGUUCAGUAUACAUCAAAACUCUCCAUUUCUGUGUAUUGUCAACAUUUGUCUUGCUUGAAGUUUUUUCGAACCAUUUUUGUACAAAAUGUCAGUAAUUUUACAGGAUAUUCCUGUAAGGUUCGUUGAUGUUUACUUAAAAAAAUAUAUUAGAAAAUAGGAAAAAAAUACAUAGGUCUACUCUUUGUAAUUUCUUUUUCUUUAGAGGAAAAGAUGGAUUAAAUUUCUAGUGGACCAUCAAUCUAGAUUCUAAGUUGUGAUAAUGUUGGUUCGCAAUGUAAACUAAUUAUUAUAAUGAUGUAAGACACAUAGAUAUCCUCCGAGGGUUUUCAAUUAUUUCUCUUGUCUUUUAUGUCGACUCUAGAAUAUUUGCUUGCUAGUUUUAUGCGUGAUUGAUAUAUUCUAUAGCCUCUGUGUUUACGUGACCAUUUCUAUACACAAAUUUCUCCCAACCCUUGCUUAAAGUAUGAGCUAAUGACAUUUAUAAAAUCUGAAUGUUUAACUUGUGACAGUUUUAUUUCGUGUUAAUAUGGGAACAAACAAAGAUCCUGUUACUUCAUAAGAUAAUGAUUUUCCUAAAAAAAAUUGGUUUUUAUACACAUGUGUAUUUAUCAACUUACAAAUGUUGAUUUUUACCGAACAGUUGCAUCCUUACUAUAGGACAUAGGUGGCUGUGUAUCUGAGGCUUAUAUAGUGUAAUUGUAUCUGUUAACUUUCAUUGGUCAAUAAAGCUACAUGUCUUAAA
This is a messenger RNA of Mya arenaria, 4805 nucleotides long. Its product is annotated as guanine nucleotide-binding protein subunit beta. Gene Ontology annotation, molecular function: protein binding; signaling receptor complex adaptor activity. Gene Ontology annotation, cellular component: cytoplasm; heterotrimeric G-protein complex. The coding region runs from base 496 to 1524 and encodes 342 amino acids. The transcript has 9 exons. The record is from RefSeq and is a predicted model, not a curated record. NCBI's taxonomy places the organism in Eukaryota, Metazoa, Mollusca, Bivalvia, Myida, Myidae. Gene Ontology annotation, biological process: G protein-coupled receptor signaling pathway.